AUGAUAAUUGCUCCUUGGGAAUCUGCAGCCAUCACGAACAAAAGAACAUCGACGAGGUACCUUGAACAAUCGGAUAGUGUGAGAUAUUUUCGACACAUCCCUCCGGUACCGACGGUGGAGAAGUUGUCCGACUGGGAGGUGGGUCUUCGUGAAGCUAUCCACCAAGCCUUACUAAGAGAAGGCUACUGGGAACCUAACCUUCGAGAACGGCUGACCGGCGCACAACUUAUAGGCCGCCAAGAUCAUGCCACACCGUUCGGCGACGUUGCCGUGCUAGCUCGAGGUCAACUGUAUGCCAUCCAUGCCGGAAAUUUCAUUCUAUUGCAGGAUCCAUACCAAAAUGACUGCGAUGAUUGCUACAACCCGAGAAGAUGCGAGAGACACGACUGUCAGCCUUACAGUCCACACAAUCAAGAAAUAUUGGUAGCCCUGUGGACUGUCAAGAGGAUACGGCACAGAGAUGUCGACAGAACUAGAUUCGAUCUAGAAUAUAUCGUGUCUCCCCUCAAUGCAAACAACGAUCAGAUCAUCAUGAGAAGGGGGAAAUUCAACUACGCCAUUCCGGGGCACGUUUUCGCUGUUCGAAGCGGUAAAAACGAAAAGAACUAUCCCGAGGUAUAUAAUCGAAAAAUUCCUCAAAAUAAUUUUAAGCCACAAGUUCCUUUGGGAGUAGAUUCCGAGGGACACAGGAACAUAUUAUACAGCUAUCCAGGUUUCUUCACAUCGCUUCCUGCUCAAUAUCUGCCACCUGAUGUCAGCGAUGAUACACAAGAAGCGCAAUUGUACAAAAAACUACUUGAAGUUCUUGCGUCAAAAACCAGUAGCACUCAACAACAAAACACUUCACAUGUCUCAUCGACUACGUCGAUGGAAGAAACCACUAAGGUAACAGGAAGUAGUCAAGAGCAGAUACCUACCACGCCAAGUAUGCCUACGUCGCCAAUGACGAUAAGCUCUACAGCUAGUACCAUUCCCAAAACAAUGACAACUAUGAAAACUACUAUAACUUACUAUAUGCCAACUGGUGAAGAAAUUCUAAUGCCUCAAACCGAACCAGCAACAACUCAAAAACUUUCACCAACCACUAAACCUCCAUCUCGACCGACCAAAAAAUAUACUACAAAAUCAAAGACUACUAAAAUACCUAGCAGCACAAAGAAAUCCACGAAAACGACUUUUUCAACCACAAAAAGACCAACCACAAUACCAAAAGCCAGUCAAUUACCUAGCAGUACAAAGAAGCCGAUAAAAACGACAAUUUCCACAACGAAAACACCAACCACUACCUCAACAAUACCGUCCACUUCCAAAAUGUAUGUUAAACCGACAUCCCGUACACCAACAAGUCCAACGACCACAAAGAUAAUCAAAACUAGUACAAAAACAGUACCUGUCACCACAUCCAGGCCAAUGACACAAAAAACUAGUACCAAAACCACAUUUACGAAACCUUCCACAAAAACAACCAUACCAAUAACUACAAUCACCACAACAACAAGGGUCACUACAACAUCUCCAACACUUCCUACUGUUAUUUCCACUCAAUAUGAAGCUCCAACGAAAACAACUGUAACUGCUGAGGGUAUUUCUACGGAAUAUAAAACUUCAAUUGCAUCGACUGAAGUGAUUUCAACACAAUAUCAAGCUCCAACAAGAACAACGAUACCUUCAACAGAAACGCCGACAACUAUGGUAACUACAUCAUCUCCGACAACAUUGAUAUCGACAACUUCUCCACUAGUAGAAGAAACUUCAACUGAACCGGCAACCGUUACAGAAGAGAAUGCUACAACAAAAAUUACAACUACUAAUUUUGAAACAACAAGUACAGUAUUACCUUCAACUGAAUAUGAAACAAAAUUAUCAACAGCAGUUACAGGGGAAAUAACACAGAAAACAACUUUACCCGAAGAAACUAUCACAAUAACUUUGGAAUCUACCAGUCCUGAAACAAUGACGCAAAUUCCAUUUUCUACAAUGACAACUACAGCUUCAACAACAACUAAACCUACAACAAAACCGACAAGUCGCAGAACAACCACUCCAAGCGAUUUCUUAACCGAAGCUGAGCCGUAUAACGGCCCCAUUUAUGUAGGUUCUGUAAAAAAUGAUUAUUCUCUAGACGACAUUUUUGGUCCUACGACACAGACAGAAAAACCUACGAGCACCAGUACUACAAGUCACACAGAAUCUGAUAUAUCCCAACAGUUGUUUGGUGGUGAGUUACCUCAAAACUCCAAGAUUAUAUUUUCUGGCUUUUAUGAAGCUUCUACAGCUGCUGAUGAAGAAAAUGAUCGAAAGAAAAAAGCCAGUCAAUUUCUGACAAGUCAAAGUUACGAAACUGAAGUUAGUUAUGAAGUGAAUAAGAGGAGUAACACUGAGGCUGUUGGUGUUUUGACAACAAGUACUUUGAGAACACCGACGAAACCAAUGUUCAGGAAGAGUUUGAAGAACAGAAAAUUCGACUAUACCAGAAAGAAACCAAGCAGAACCUUGAAGACUACAUCUACUACAACAGUUGUUGAAACUACAACGAUGGAGAGUACUUAUAUACAAAAAGUGACAUCAGCGACUGCUUCGUUUGCUGAUCCUCCUGUAGAAGAAUCUGUAGCUACUACUACACCGGCUGUAGAAGAAACCUCCAGUAAAGAUAAGGAAUUGGAAGUUUUUACAAAAGGUGCACCAGCCAAUAUAUUAAUCCCACCCCCAGAAACCCCUACUAAAGCCAUAGUUAAACAAAUGCCGACCAACAGAACUGAUUUUGUUAUAUAUAAAGCUGAAUAUCCCGAUGAAGUGACUGAAAUGAGUAUUCCAGAAAAUACCAAAGCCGUUUUUGAAGAUCUAGCCUUGAGGUUAGUCAGUCAUGCCAAAGGCUUAGAAUAUUUGAAUAGGACUAAUAGAACUGCCAAAGCUGCAAAGUACAGAAGGCGAAAAACCUACAUGUCUAGGUCCAAAAGACCUGUGAGGAAGAAAAAGGAACCGGAAGAGGAACAAAAGACUUAA
Molecule: messenger RNA, 3003 nt
Organism: Diabrotica balteata
Lineage: Eukaryota; Metazoa; Arthropoda; Insecta; Coleoptera; Chrysomelidae
Source: the annotation of a GenBank genome assembly